GAAAAGAAACGCAAAAUGAGUGGAACGAAGGAAAUCAAAAAGGAAGGCCGAGAGUGUCAAGUUUAUGUCCUAUUCAUUGAGGAUCCUCAUGCAAAACCCAUAGCUGACUUACUGGCGAAUUGUCGACGUUAUAAAGAGGAACUUCGGUUGGACAAAGAGCUGGAAGAGGCCUCUCUUGAAUAUAAAUUUCUUCUGAAGAAGGCAGGAAGGACCGGAUCUCAAAAAACCACCCGUCCAUACGAACUGAACCUUUUUAAUGACGAAAGACGAUGCCAGGCACCAUCCCUGUUUGAUGUAAUAAGUAAAGUCUCCAAAAGAUGUCAAUAUGCAAAGUGGGAAAAAGCCAUGUCGGAAUUUAUUGGUUUGACACCCAAGCAGACGGAGCCAAAAAAGCAGGUUUUCACCGCCGAUGUAUAUCAGGUUUUCGCCGAAGAUGGAAAGGCAACAAAAGAUGAUGAGGAAUCAGAUAGAGGAAAACCCCCUAAAUUUGAUAAAGAAGAAAAAGGUGGCGAAAGAGAAGAAGAUUCUGAGGAUCGGGACGAGUUAUCGGAGACUCUACCUCCCGAGAUAAACCCAGACACCGAGGACCAAUCACUGAAAUCACAGGAUUAUCAGGAAGAGGACAAAGAAGAGGAGGUUUUUCAUGAUGCAAUGGAUGGAGAAACCAAGGACAGAGCUCAAGUUGUUAACGUUCUGUUUCUAGAGAAUCAAGAUAAGCAACCGAUAGAAAAUUUUCUGGAGAAUUGUCAACGUUAUAAAGAGGAACUUCAGUUAGGCGAAGAGCUUACAGGGGCUAGGAAUGAAUACAAAUGCCUCCUUAAGAAGGCAAAAGAGACAGGAUGUCCGGUACAGAAGAAUGCCCCACCAAGCCAGCUGAAUGCUGUAACUCCAAAUGAGAAAUGUCAGGCACCUUCUUUAUAUGAGGUUAUUAGUGAUGUAUCAAAAAGAUGGCCGAAAGCAAAAUGGAUGGACGCUGUAACAGAGUUCAUUACGUUAACAACAUACUCACAAUCAGAACCCAGACAUGCUAAACACCAGAGACCACGUUCUGCCUCUGGAUAUCAGAAGAAAAAAGAGAAAGAGUAUAGAAAUACAAUAGAGAAAUUGUUGGACCAGGAAUGGGACUAUGAAGUUAUUCCUAGGACUGCUGUGGAGUAUGAUUACAGACACUUUUACACCUCAGAGAGUGUCCUUAAGUCUAGUUUUCCUGAUGCUUACAUUUUUAAUAUGGCCAAUUCUACACUAAGUAAACCUGAGGACGUUCCAUCAGAAUUCAAAGAAAGAACUCUUUUUACUUUUCUGCUGUCCAUUGAUAUGAAAAAAUAUGGAGUAAAACCUGCUGAUGCCUGGAGAGACUUUGGUCGCUGUAUUUUGGCGGAGAAACAGUUAGACCUAGCACGUCGAGCAGUGGGCCCAGAUCUUGACAAAAACGUUAUUGUCAGCAAACACAACUUCUACAAGCUUCAAAAUGAGUUAAAGGAAAAGACGGAGGAAAUUGAGGAACUUUCUACGAGACUGAGUAAGUUUGCCAGUCAACAGCUGACUGAGGGUAACCCGAACAUCGCGGACCUGAGUGACACACACCGUCCCACCAGACUGGGAGAGAUGUACAGUCAGCUGUUUGAUGAUGAGUGGUCGGAGGCGUUUGAAGCCUUAAAGCCUAAAAAGGAUGAAGAUGAUGAAGAAGAAGAUGAUGACAUCUUUCCUGAUACACUCUUUAUCUUACAGAAUAUGCUUAAAGAAAUAUUCGAAUUUUGUAAAACUCAAUCACAGAAACAACUAGUCGAAUUAGAGGACAGUUUUGCUACCGUAAUAGGGUUGAAGGAAUCAAAGGUAAGAAAACAAAAGAAUGAGGAAAGAGCAGAGGAGAACCAUACUGAUGGUGGAGGUGACUCUAGUGAAAAACCGAAGGUGUCAGAUGAGAGUGUGCAAGAGAAAGAAAGCAAAGAAACAGACGAUACCAGUGAUAACAAGCAAUUCGAAGACAUCAAAACUCCUUCUGAAGAUAUAAAAGGAGGGGAUGAAUUAUUCCAACAACCAAAGUUGUCAACUGAAAGUACAGAAAUGGAAAAGGAUGCAGGGGAGUUAAAUGAUAACCAAACUGAAAAAGAUAAACCAGGAAACUCUGGUACUGAUACAAAAGACUCAAGUAAAGAGGGAGCAGUUGAACAACCAAAACCCAAUAAACAAGAUACUAGUGUAACUGACCCUGAAAAGGAGCCAGAAAAGGACACUAGUAACAAUAUUAAUAAUGACACUGAGUUAAAUAAUAGUAUGAACGUAGAGGAUAAACCUAUGGAAACUUCUGAUAAAAAGCUGAAGGGGGAACAAACUUCUGACGACAAGAUGGCCGAUCCUAGUGAACCUAAUUUGGAUAGGAAUGAAGUACCGAAUGAAGAAGUGAACAGUGAAGGUCAAACCAGUGAGAAGACCGAUGAUAAUGCUAGCUCUAAAGGUCAAGACAAGGAACUACUGGAGUCUUCGGAACAAUCAAACAUAAAGCAAUCCUCUGGUGAAGAAACAUCAAAGGAUGGGGAAAAGGAGGAUAAACAAGAUCCAUCUGAAAGAGAGGAGGCUCAGAAUAAAGCACCUGAAGAGAAGGAUGGAGGGAAUGAACCUGAUGGGGAGGAAGAGAAAGGACCAGAAGAGGAAGAGGAUAGGAAAUACAGGACCGACCAAGCCUUCCCAAUGAUCGAGCGUCACGCCCGAGAGUUCCGAAAGGCUGCAGCAGCAACUUCAGCCAAGACUAAGUCCACACUUUUCAUCAAUGUCGAACUUCCAAAUCUUGUCACGGAUAAAGGUAUUAGAGAAGACCUACGCACCCUGACCUACGUAAGAAAAUGUGUAGAGUUGUGUUGGUACAUGUGUAUGCAGGAUCCUCCUAUGGUUAUUAUAAGUCCUGAGAGAGGACAAGAAAUCGACAAAGGUUUGUUUUCCCUCCAUGGUCGCCGCGGGAAAACGGUAGAAGUCUGUGUGUGGCCUGCUCUUCUGCUUCAUGACAGCGGGCCGCUUGUGUGUAAGGGAUACGUCCUACCAGAGGAGAGGAAACGCAAGAAGUAAAAAAAGAAUUCAUAUUUCAUGAGUGUUUUUUUCAUAACUUUAUGGAGUUCAAUUAUUAAUUAUGACUGUUUAAGUAGCAUUUGAUGGUCAUUUGUUUUAUGUAUGACCACAAUAAACAUAUCGCUUUGAGAGUGAAUACAUAUGUAGGUAUUGGAUGAUAUAAUUUUGCAUUGAAGUUCAAAGCUGAUAGUUUGUACACAAGUGAUUGCAAAAAAGGUGUAGAUAUAAAACCUUAGCAUAUUUAAAUGAAAAUUGAAUAUUUAUUAUAGAUAUAUUGUUAACUUCUCAGAAAGUUACGAAUAUGCUUUUGAGUAAUGUUUCCUCUCAUUGCAUCACCAUUUUUUCCUCUCGAAUGAUUUAAUU
Molecule: messenger RNA, 3423 nt
Organism: Saccostrea echinata
Lineage: Eukaryota; Metazoa; Mollusca; Bivalvia; Ostreida; Ostreidae
Exons: 16
Coding region: 16-3060 (1014 amino acids)
Source: RefSeq, a predicted model, not a curated record